This is a messenger RNA of Schistocerca americana (American grasshopper), 1232 nucleotides long. Its product is annotated as tRNA 2'-phosphotransferase 1. The record is from RefSeq and is a predicted model, not a curated record. Lineage: Eukaryota; Metazoa; Arthropoda; Insecta; Orthoptera; Acrididae. Bases 507 to 1121 code for a protein of 204 amino acids. Gene Ontology annotation, biological process: tRNA splicing, via endonucleolytic cleavage and ligation. The transcript is spliced from 5 exons. Gene Ontology annotation, molecular function: tRNA 2'-phosphotransferase activity.
CUUUGGCGUGACGAAAAUAAACAUAGGUGUUUUUGGAUCGUGUUAAUUGAGAGUUCUGCAGAAUUAACAAUAUUUAAUCAAAUUUGGUGAUCUGAAGCUGUGUUUCGAAGAUGAGAAAAAAUCAGUCAUUGAAAUGUGAUAAAUUAAUUUACAUUUAGCUCAGUUUGUAAAGUUGUUCUCAGGCACGAAUCAUAAGCAAGUUUAAAAAUGGCCAGCUGGAAGUUAAACAUGACCAUCAUUCAGGACAUCCUUUGACAUCUACUAACGAUGCUCAUGUCAGGAAUGUCAACAAAAUUGUGUGUGCUAAUUGAAGACUGACUGUACAAGAGGUUGCAGAAGGAUGUGACAUUUCAGUUGGAUCAGGUCAUAAAAUCCUGACACAGCAUCUUGGAAUGCAUUGUGUUGCCACCAAGUUUGUCCCACGACUCGUGUGAAGAGCAGAAAGAACUUCAUCUUGCAGUCUGUGAAGAGCUUUUGGAUCGUGCAGUUUGUUGUUGCUGAGAAAAAUGCAUGGUAAGGACAUUUCUUUGAGCAAAGCAUUGUCAUGGAUUUUGCGCCAUGGUGCAGUUAAAGAAGGGCUAGCCAUUACUGAAGAUGGUUUUGUGGCAGUGGAGGAGAUUCUGAGCCAUAAAUCAUUUAGAAACUAUCAGUUAUCAGAUAUACAACGUGUCGUGGCAGAAAAUGAAAAGCAGAGAUUUGCAUUACGAACAGAUACUGAGACAGGGACACUUUACAUUAGAGCUAAUCAAGGUCAUUCAAUACAGGCCAUACAGAAGUUGGAUCUUGAUCCAAUACUAGAAUCUUCAAACACUCCUGUGGUUAUACAUGGAACAUACAAGAAGCACUGGGAAAAGAUUAAGCAUGAAGGUCUGAGUCGCAUGUCAAGAAUGCACAUUCAUUUUGCUCCUGGUGAGCCUGGCAAGGAAGGAGUUAUAAGUGGCAUGCGUAAAUCAGCUGAUUUGUAUAUCUACAUUGAUAUGCCAAAAGCUCUUGCAGAUGGUUUGAAAUUCUACAGAUCCUCAAAUAAUGUUAUACUGAGCCCAGGAAAUGACAGUGGGUUGAUACUACCAAAAUACUUCAAAAAGGUUACUGAUAAACACGGAAGAGAAUUAGAAGUGUGACUCAAUGAAUACAGUAAACAUGUAAAUAUUUGUCAGAUCUGUACAGACAGAGGAGAAAGGAGGGCGACUAAUUUCUGUAAAUAAAAAUGCACAUUAAUUGUUUCUAAAAAA